Messenger RNA from Struthio camelus australis, 2816 nucleotides. The record is from RefSeq and is a predicted model, not a curated record. NCBI's taxonomy places the organism in Eukaryota, Metazoa, Chordata, Aves, Struthioniformes, Struthionidae.
GGGUUAUUGAAGGCACGAGUAGAACAGACGAGUUAGUGAAUGCUGCGGCUAGCCCGUAGGGAUGCUCUUCCGUGGGCGGCUGGGGCUGUCCGGUGUCGGGCAGGACACAGGACUGGGACGGACCCUCCAGGAGCCGCACGAGAUGCGCUGAACUGCAUCCAGGGCUUAACUAAGCCUGUUGUUCUUCUCAGAUGUAUCGUGCUGUGCUAUGAGAAGUCAUAACUUGGCGUCGCUCCCCUUUGUUUAGCGAGUAUCAGAACGGGAAGAAGCGCUGGCCGGUGCUGGGCGCUGUAGUGGUGCGCGGCUCCUGAAGCACGUCCCAGGAAGCGUUCUUUGUCGUGCCUGGUUCUGUGAUCUGCUUCUUGCAGCAGUUGGUUAGCGUUAACCUGCCUGUGCUUGGACAUCACAGCUGAAAGUUGGUCCUGGUGAAACUACUGGUAGUGCCAGUGAGCGGGAUGCACGCAACUCGCUGUCAUACGUAAAGCUGACUAGGUUUUGGAGGCUGGGUACAAUUUUUUUUUUUUUCCUUCCCCUGAUAUUUCAUUUUCUGAUUAUGUGGAAACUAAUGGAAUCUUGUAUUCUGUUUUUUCAGUAUGGAUGUGGAUGGAGAAUCCAAGAAACUAUUGGGUUUAGGACAGAAACACUUGGUAAUGGGAAAUAUUCCAGCUGCUGUCAAUGCAUUCCAGGAAGCUGCUAGUUUAUUGGGUAAAAAAUAUGGUGAGACAGCGGACGAGUGUGCAGAAGCUUUUUUUUACUAUGGAAAAUCUCUUCUGGAGUUGGCCAGAAUGGAGAAUGGUGUAUUGGGAAAUGCCUUGGAAGGGGUGCAGGUUGAAGAGGAAGGAGAAAAAGCUGAGGAUGACUCUGUGUUACCAACUGUUGAUGAAGAAGCAAGGGAGGAGUUGAGAGAGCAGGUAUAUAACGCCAUGGGGGAAAAAGAAGAGUCCAAAAAAUCUACAGGAGAGUCUCCAGUACUAACUGAGAAGGAAAACAAAGGAGAAGAUGUUGAAAUGGAAGAGAUGAUAGAAGAAAAAAUGGGAGAAGCAGCAACUGCUGACAUGGAAGUAAAGGUUGAAGAGGCUGCAGAGAAGACAGAGACUUCUGUGGAAAAAGAAGCAAUUUCAGAAGAACGGGAGCAGCAGAUAGCUGUGGAAAAGGAGACUGCAAAAGAGGAGGCAGCUGUGGAAGAGAAAACGGUGGAGAAAGAGCAGAAAACAGCACCUGAAGAGGUGGCAAAGGAAGCAGCUGAGGAGAAGGAAAGAAUGACGGAAGUGUCAGACAAGGAGGCAAAGGCAGCUGUGGAAGAGGCUGAAGUUGCGGAAGAAGCAAACACGGCUGUGGAGGAGAACAGGACAGCAGGAGAGCGGACAGCAGAAGCAACAGAAAAGGAGGCAGAGACAGCUGUGAAAAAGGGAGAGGCUGUAGAAGGGCAGGUGGAGGCACCUGUGGAAGAGGAGGCCAUAGUGCAAGAAGUGACAGCAGAGGCACAGGCAGCAGUCACUGUGGAACGGAAAGAAGCUGCAGAAGGGCAGGCAGAGGCAGUUGACCAGAAGGUGGAGGAGAAAGAAGAACAGAUAGAAACAGCUACAGAAGAGAAACCAGAUGAACCUAAAGAGGCAGAGUCCUCAAAGGAACCAGUGCCUAUGGAGGGCAAAGAGCCAUCUAAUGACAUGCAAGAAAAGGCUGAAGUAGCUGCUAAGGUAGAAAAAGAGGAAAAGAAAGAGGACCUGAUAGAAGAGGGUGAAGGUGCUAAGGUAGAAAAAGAAGAAAAAGGUGACCUGAUGGAAGAGGGAGAAGAAACAGAAGAAUCGGAAGAGGAAGAUAAAGAAAAUGACAAAGCUGAAGAUGAUAAGGAGAAUGAAUUGACAGUAGAAGACAAGUCUUUACAGGAAAGUGAAGAGGAUGAAAUUGGAAAUCUUGAGCUAGCCUGGGACAUGCUGGAGUUAGCAAAAGUAAUCUACAAAAGACAAGAAACAAAAGAAGCUCAGCUCCACGCAGCUCAGGCUCAUCUAAAGCUAGGAGAAGUUAGCAUCGAAUCUGAAAACUAUACACAGGCUAUAGAAGAGUUUCAGGCCUGCCUGGCCCUACAGCAGAAGUACCUGGAGGCUCAUGACCGCCUGCUAGCUGAAAGUCACUACCAGUUGGCAUUGGCAUACCACUACAACAGCCAGUUUGAUGAAGCGGUUCUACAGUUUGGUAAAUCCAUAGAAGUCAUUGACAAGAGAAUGGCAAUGCUUACUGAUCGAAUAAAGAAGACAGAAAGUGGGUCCCCUGAAGAUGAGAAGGAGAUUGAAGAACUGAAAGGACUGCUUCCUGAGAUUAAAGAAAAGAUAGAGGAUUCAAAGGAGUCUCAAAAGAGUGCAAGAGUAGCUGAGCUGGCACUGAAAGCAACCCUGGUUGGAACUACAUCUGGCUUUGCACAAAAAGAAGAUAGUGGUUCUGUUUCAACAAUUCCAGUAAGAAAACCAGCUGAUGGAGCAUCUCAGUGUGUUACAGACAUCUCUCACCUAGUCAGGAAAAAGAGGAAACCAGAGGAGGAGACUCAACAGGGAGACAAUGAAGCUAAGAAAUCUAAACCAGAACCGGCUGUCAAUGGUGGUGGUGGUGAUGCUGCCCCCAGUGGAAAUGAGGUUGCAGAAAAAAUGGAAGAGGAGACAGAGAAAAGGCAACAGGUGGAAUCAGGGGCUACAGUUGAAAGCACAGUAUGAUAAUUCUUUAACCUGGGACACUCCUCCUUACAAGGAAAAUGGUUUUGUAUAUAGUGUAUUUUUUCACUUUUUGGCAACUUUUGUAUGACUUCAAUAAAGAUUGUAAGCAAA